This is a messenger RNA of Pezoporus occidentalis (night parrot), 1319 nucleotides long. Its product is annotated as alpha-aspartyl dipeptidase-like. The transcript has 8 exons. Gene Ontology annotation, biological process: proteolysis. The record is from RefSeq and is a predicted model, not a curated record. Bases 31 to 771 code for a protein of 246 amino acids. Gene Ontology annotation, molecular function: serine-type peptidase activity. Lineage: Eukaryota; Metazoa; Chordata; Aves; Psittaciformes; Psittacidae.
GCUGUGGUUGCACGCACCGCCCGCGGCGGUAUGGGGAGCCCGAGGCGUCUGCUGCUGGUGUCCAACUCCACCCUGCACGGAGGGGGGUACCUGGGCCACUGCCAGGAGCACAUCAAGAGCUUCCUCGGGGAGAAGGUGAAGCGGGUGCUGUUCGUUCCCUACGCCCUGCACGACCGCGAUGCCUACGCCAGGACCGCGAGGGCGAAGUUUGAAAGCUUGGGUUAUGGGCUGGACAGCAUUCAUGAAUCUUGUGAUCCAGUGGAAGCUGUAAGGAAAUCUGAAGCAAUAUUUAUCGGAGGUGGAAACACAUUCCGUCUCCUGAAAGCUCUCUACGACAACAGUUUGAUACAGGAGAUCAGAAAAAGAGUUCUUGAGGAUGGGAUUCCUUACAUGGGAUCCAGCGCAGGAACUAAUGUCGCUACCAUCAGCAUCAAUACUACCAAUGAUAUGCCAAUUGUUUAUCCACCUUCCCUGCAGGCCCUAGGCUUAAUUCCUUUUAAUAUUAACCCCCACUAUCUGGACCCAGAUGUUAAAAGCAGUCACAUGGGUGAGACAAGAGAGGAAAGAAUUCGCCAGUAUCAUGAAGAACCAAACACCCCUCCAGUUCUGGGCUUGCGGGAAGGUGCGAUGCUGCUAGUGGAAGGAGACAAAGCCACCUUGCAAGGAGUGACAGGAGCACGCCUGUUUUUGAGGGGUAAGAAACCAACUGAACAUGAGCCUGGAACAGAUUUCAGUUUCCUCCUGAUUGACAGUAAUCUUCAGAAUCUGUAGCCUUGUAUAUUCUGCAGCAAAAGUCACUAAAUGGGGACACAAUGAGGAGGGAGGGAAGGGAUGCUUCUAGUCCCAGGGUGGGUGAAAAACCGUAUCUUUAUAAAUAAAUAUGCAGUAAUAGGCUCUUUUUCCCACCCUAAUUCAUGUCUCAAGAUAUCUCUCCUUCCCAGCAAAAGGACAAUUUUUCUUGCAAUACCUGAGUAAUCAUAGCUAUUCUUAGCCUGAAAGGGUCUGUAUUUUCAUGUAGCCACUUCCAUUCCUUCUCCACCAAAUGUUUAACACAUUUAAGACAGGACACAGAGUCAGCUGUUCCUGCUGCCUAGCUUUACCUGCUAAAUUAAAGAAUUGUUAGUUUAGUGUAUUCCCACACAUUUAACUUCAUUUUUCCACUAUUAAUAAAGGGAGAAGUUAUGCAUUCAAUUACUUUUAUUUGCUUCAAACUCAUGUUAAAUAUAUACAAUGCUAAUUAUAUACAAAAGUGUGCAUGUUAAAAAUUUCAGGUUACAAACUUGCAAAUCCUAGAAAAGUGCAAAAUUUUAAAACAUCUU